Molecule: messenger RNA, 333 nt
Organism: Protopolystoma xenopodis
Lineage: Eukaryota; Metazoa; Platyhelminthes; Monogenea; Polystomatidea; Polystomatidae
Source: the annotation of a GenBank genome assembly
AUGUUCUGGUGGGCUUUUUUAUCGGAACUUCUUUCACAGUCUAUGCGUGUGCAAGUGUGUGUAUGUCCUUGCCUAUUUGCGUCUGUCAUCAUGUCUACAUGUGGUUGUGUAAGUUUGGCGCUUCAGUUCAAUGCUGGUGUGGCGACCAGAGGGAGGGCGUCUUCUUCAAGACGGUCUUCUUCAGUUGAGCUGAUUUGCAAGGCAAAUGAAGAUGGUCAACGUGACCAGGUCCGAGUGUCGGGCGCAGGAGAGACGGGGUGUCUUGCAAUCACGGCUACAUGUACCUCGAGUCCUGUCAUGGCGGCACAGAUGGUCACAACGAGAGCUUGUUGA